This is a messenger RNA of Coffea arabica (coffee), 1242 nucleotides long. RefSeq lists its product as uncharacterized. NCBI's taxonomy places the organism in Eukaryota, Viridiplantae, Streptophyta, Magnoliopsida, Gentianales, Rubiaceae. The record is from RefSeq and is a predicted model, not a curated record.
AUGUGGACGUACAACCCAAAAGCAGAUAUAGUGUUUAAGAAAGGUCUACUGUUUACUAAUAUCGAUGCAUUUAGAGCAGUUUUAAAGGACUAUGUAAUUCAGAAAGGAUUUCCAAUUAUGAGACUGAAGAAUGAGAAGAGCAAAGUCAUUGCUAUUUGUGGUGUUGAAGGAUGCAAAUGGAGAAUUCAUGCAUCACCAGUUGCAGAUUCCAUAACCUUUAUGAUUAAAACUUAUCAAGGUCCCUUUGGUGGUGUGUUUCUCACAGCAGCCACUUUAGAUGCUAACAAUAGCAUUUUUCCUAUUGCAUUUGCUGUGGGCUUGAAUAUAGCUUAUGAAGAGAUAGUGCCUGUUGCGAGUGGAAGGCAUUGUUGUAGGCAUAUCUGUAGCAAUUUUAAAGCUCAAUUUUCUGAUAUUCUGCUUAGUAACUUGUUCUGGAGAGCAACAAAAAGCUUUGAUGUUACAGGACAUAAUGAAACCAUGGCCAGCAUAAAGGAGUUAAACAUAGAAGCAUGGAAAUAUUUGGACAAAAUUUCCAAAACAACUUGGUGCAGAUAUACCUUUAAUACUAGACUAAAAUGUGAUCAUAUUACAAAUAACUGCACUGAGUCCUUCAAUGCAUGGAUAGGUGAGCUAAGAGGGAAACCUAUCUUGACACUAGUUGAUAGGCUGAGGAAGAAGUUCAUGAAGAAAAUGCAUAAGCGAUAUCAGAAAGGGUACAUGCUCACCACUGCCAUUACACCAAAGAUGGUUGAUAAACUACAAAGAAUAGGACAAGUAUCAAGACAAUGUGAACUCACUAUGGCUUUUGAUGACGUAUUUGAAGUGGGGGAUAUGAAUAGGUUUUACAUAGUCAAUUUACCAGCUAAAAGUUAUGAUUGUGGAGCAUUUCAAAUUUCAGGACUUCCUUGUAAAUAUGCUGCAUUGGAGAUUAUCUACAAGAGACAAAAGUUGGAAUCCUACUGUGAGCAUUGGUUCUCAAGAGAUAUGUACUUAAAGACAUAUGCAAGUAUGAUUCAUCCAAUUCCUGAUGAGAAAAUGUGGUCACCUAUGCCACAUGUUACCCCUGCAAUAGUCUUGGCUCCUCUAUUAAGGAGAGCUCCAGGUAGACCAAAGAUGAAAAGGAGAAGGGAACAUGAUGAAGGACAGUCUACAUCACAACCAAAAAGAUGGAGCAGGUUCAAGUGUGGAAACUGUGACUCUUUUAGUCAUAACAAGAGGUCAUGCCAAGUAGCACCUGUCUAG